Molecule: messenger RNA, 482 nt
Organism: Capsella rubella
Lineage: Eukaryota; Viridiplantae; Streptophyta; Magnoliopsida; Brassicales; Brassicaceae
Exons: 1
Coding region: 149-322 (57 amino acids)
Source: RefSeq, a predicted model, not a curated record
UAAGAGUGGCGGUAGGGAAAACAAAAAAAAAAGAUUCCUUCUCGUGUUUCUCUUGUGAUCCCGACUACUAUAAUUAUCCCACUUUUAGUUAUUUUUCUUUUCAUACUCUUAGCAAGCAUCAACGAGCACAAGAAAACAAAAAAAAAACAUGAGCGACCCUAGCAGCCAAUCUUCAACAACGAACGGUGGCGGCAGUGGUAAUAACGGCGGAGGUGGCGGUGGAAGUGGCGGCUCCUUUGGGAUUCAGCCGCAGAGAUCAAAAGUGAGGAAACAAGUGUGGGCUGGAGUUCUUGGCAUCUCUUCCGGCUCCACCAACAAUUAAUAUUCUAUCUUUUGUAUCUUAUUCCACCGGAUGAUUAAAGAACAUGUCUCAUGAGUCAUGAAAGAUGGUGGUGGUAAUUAUUAUGCUUAGCUUGAUCUUCGUUCUCGUGUUAACUAUGUCUAAAUAACAAGGAGUUCAUCAGAGACCAUCUUCAUCGUCA